AUGUUGGACCUCAUCGACGUUCUCUUUCACCAAGUCAGCUAUGCCGCAAUCUCUGCGGCAUUCUUUGCUGCAUUUGUUUUGUACCAGGUCGUCCAGACACUCUUUUUCGCCGAUCUGCGCCACAUCCCCGGGCCUUUGCUACACCGUGUAACGUCCUUUCCACACAUCUGGCACGUAAUUCGCGGCGAUCGGAUCCAAUGGCUUGAUAGGCUGCACAAUCGGUAUGGUGACGUGGUGCUACUAGAGCCACGAUUCGUCGUUACGUGCUCGGGGCUUGGCGCCAAAACCAUCUACAGCUCAAAUUCGCUGAUCAAGGCACCCUUCUACGACACGGUUGGCUUUGGUGCCGGGCACAAACACCUGCUUCAGCUCAAAGACGUCAAGAGUGCAGGACGCAUUCGCAAGCCGCUGCUGAAGAUCAUGGCAAAGGACAACCUCAACAAGCUGGAGUCGCUCAUCCACAGGCACUUGGAUAUCUUCAUCAAGGGCAUCGAAGGCGUGCCGGGGCAAAAAGUAGACAUGCUGCUUUGGCUGCGUCUUCUUGCUUUUGACAUAAUCUCCGAAGCAUCCUUUGGACACGACUUUGGACAGCUGGCCACAGGACAAUUUGGCACGCUUACACAGACCAUAUUCGAUUCAAUGCGAUUUGGCGUCCUCUCGAGCGUGAUUCCGGGAUUUCGCACGAUUUGCCUUCUAUCGCCUUUCCCCACGUUACGAAGGCUUCAUAGCUCGCUGCAAAAGCUUUUGAUGCUGGGUGCUAAAGGCAUCCGCACCUAUGACCUCUCCGUCACGCCAGAUUUUGUCAUGGCGCCUCACGUCCUUGCGCCUCUUUUCUCGGAUGAAGAGUCGUUGAUCAAGGAAGUGUCUGCCUUCAUGAUUGCAGGCUCCGAUACUUCUUCAACCACGCUCCUCUACCUCUUUUACGAAAUUGCCCUUCGGCCACACCUGCAGCAGCAGCUCUUCGAUGAGCUCUCGACUGCUACCGCAACUGGGUCCGACGAGAGAAUUACUCGAGAAGACGUUGAGAAGCUGUCCCUGUUCAACGCGUGCAUCAAAGAGACUCUUCGCCUUCAUCCGCCCGUGCCGGGUGUUUUGCCGCGCCUGGCACCCGAGAGGGGGCUAACGCUUGGCUCACCAAAGUCGUCACUUUUUGUACCAUCUGGCGUGGUCGUCUCAUCGUCAGUCGCACGUACUCAAACGCACGCCGACGUCUUUGACGAACCGUAUGAGUUUCGCCCCGAACGUUGGCUCAGUGACGUGACCGAGGACAUGAAGCAAGCGUGGAUGCCGUUCAGCCUGGGACAGCGCAACUGCGUGGGCAUGAGCUUGGCGUGGUCCGAGAUCUACAUCGUCGCAGCCACCGUCUUGAGACGAUAUUGGCUGGACGUGCCUCCUGAAACGACGCCCGAAUCAAUGAGCAUGGUCGAGGGUUUCUUUACUCUGCCUUCAUCGGGAAAAUGUGUUCUCGAGAUUGCUCCAAGAAAGGCACAGUAGAUAUCGCUCACCUGUAUGUAUCAUGUAUGCGUC
This is a messenger RNA of Acaromyces ingoldii, 1527 nucleotides long. Its product is annotated as cytochrome P450. Lineage: Eukaryota; Fungi; Basidiomycota; Exobasidiomycetes; Exobasidiales; Cryptobasidiaceae. The record is from RefSeq and is a predicted model, not a curated record. Bases 1 to 1494 code for a protein of 497 amino acids. Gene Ontology annotation, molecular function: oxidoreductase activity, acting on paired donors, with incorporation or reduction of molecular oxygen; heme binding; iron ion binding. The transcript is spliced from 2 exons.